ACGCGGUUAAGAGAGAUUCCCUGUCGACACUUUGGACGUCGUCCCGAUCGCGUCUCACGUCUCACAGCUCCGUCGUUCUCCGUUUUUUCGCGAUGGGCAAUCAUUACGAUGGAGCCGACGGCGACGACGGCAACGCCAGCGAGGGAGACCGCCUGACGAACGCGGCGGCUCGCGGCGACGUGGGCGCGGUGCGUGAGCUGCUCGCCCGCGGGGUUCCCCCGGACUCCCCCAGCCGCUUCGGCCGCACCGCCCUGCAGGUCAUGCUCCUGGGCAAUGCCUCCCUCGCACGGAUUCUGCUGGAGGCCGGUGCGGAUCCAGGGGUGCAGGACCCAGUGUGGGGACUCACGCCAGCUCAUGACGCCGCACGCGAAGGCUUUACCGAUACUGCCCUGUGGCUGAAGAUGUACGGGGCCUCCAUGAGUGUCAAGGAUGCUCUGGGACGCACGCCCUCCCAAGUCGCAGAGAUGAAUGGGCACUUGGCCCUCUCCCUCGCCUUGGUCGAUGAUGAGUAGGAAGAUGUUAUCCUCUGCGUUCUCUUCUUUAUUCAAUCCACCAACGGAGGAUGCAGACGAUGAGGAAGCGAUGGGAGAGGGAGAGGUGGAGGAGAGUGGAGAAUGUUGAGAUGGACGGAGUUGGGAGAAUACGAACGAUGAUUAGCUUGUGCCCGCUUUUUUGCCAUUGUUUUUUGGUUGAAAGUUGUUGAGAAAAAGGCUUGAACUACUGAAUCAGAAUCUUAAUUAAUCCUGGAGUAAUCUGAUUAGCUGUGAAGCUCUUUAUCACAGAAGCCCAGUCGGGGCCGGUCAGAAAGUUACAACAACAAAAAUCCAAAAACCGGUAGGAGCCCAAAGUAUAGGAAAGGCAUGGAAGUCUCUGAAAAUAAAUAUAACUAAAGUAUACAAUUAUAAAUUCCUACAACUGGCAUCUUGAGUGGAGGAAGUGAUGGCAGGAAAGAGAAGAUGAUACUUCAGUUCCUGUUAGUGAUUAUGACUGGUGCUGAUUCUACAGAUUUAUUUUGUAUGCUGUAUAACUUUAUUUACAGCAUCAUAAUCAUCACACCUGUAAUUCAUAAUUUGAGUGACUAUAUUUGAAUAGUUGAGAUUUAUGAAACUUCCACAUCUCCUGGGUCUGAAGAUGGCUUGGAGACAGCAGUAUAGCAAAUAGAAAAAAUAACCCUUAUGUAUGAAGCUCUUAGUGUUAUCCCCGUGUGUUUUUUCUCUGAGUAUGCCAGUUUCCUUGCAAAUAGCACUCCAUAAUGUGGCCAAACAUCUAAAUUCUGACCCUGCUAGUAAUUCAGUAAGGCUUUCGUCAAUAUCACCACCAUUCUAAACAGCACAGUGGCAGUAGGAUCGUCACCAUUCCUGUGAGAAUGGUUUUGUGGGGUUCAGCUUUUUGUCUCAGAUGUUAAGAGUUUUGUUGAAAUCAAAUCUGUUAUUACAUUGGUCAUAUUCUCAUCUCCGGUGCAGUUAGGAACUGUACAAAAUGUUUAUAUACACUUGGCAAAUUUAUUUAUUUAUUUGUGAAUGCAUUCAAGAUAUAGGAGGGAUCCAUGACCACCUAGACAUACAUUUUAACAACUGGGAGAGAUAUAACCAUGGGGGAACCCAUGUAGGCCACUUAUUGAGGGGGGGGGGGGGGGGGCACACUGUGGCUUAAGCUUGUGGCCCAAAGUUGGUGGUAGGGAGGAUAUUAGCCUCCAAUGUCUCUUAUGCUCGUAAAUAUUGACAGUUAUCGCACUUUAUUACUAUUUUAUGUAAUGUGUUUUUUUAUUUAAUGUUAAACAUUACUUUACAUUGCACUUUUAUUAAUAAACUACAAAGAGAUUUAACUAAAAAAAAGAAUGCUGUAAUUUUCAGAGGUGUCUGAUCAAAUGUGGCUUUGUUGCUCAGGGGGUUCAAAGUGGCCAUAUUCAAGAUAUCAUUAAGCCAGCACCACUGACAUCCACGGUUCAAGCCCCAGGAUAUCAGUGUGUCUCAGGGGGUUCAUAAAUUGAUGUCUGAUGCGCUGAGCCACCAUUUAAACGCCUAUGGAAAACCAGGUUGUUUACAGAAUCGUGAGUGAUCUCUCGGCGCUGGUAACCAAUGACGGCAUAUUUAUUUUACAAAAGCAGGCGUUACAUUUGAUAUUGCACUUAAAUACCUUGUGGUACUGUACUCGUCUUAAAUUAUUUUAAAGUAUCUAUUUAACUUUUAUGCAAUUAUCCAAUGCUUGACUUUGCAAGUAAGUUUUACCAAAAUGCUUUUUAAGUCUGUGUUAUUUAUGCAUUUCUUAAUCUGUAUAUGUUGUUGACGGAGCUCGCUUCAAUGAAAUUUAUAGACGUCAAUAACUAUAAGUCUUGGCUUCAUAUCAGUCGCUUUAGGCUUAAUGAAAUUAAUGAAGCUUUUUAAUUGGAUUGUGUGUUAAGGACAGUCUAUACCCAUGACUGAAAGCGUAUCGCGCCCAUGCACAAUUAUCAAAUUAGUUUUUUAAUUGAGCCUAUUUAAACUUUGGAAAGAAUGUUUACGUGCGAUUUUUUCCUAAGUGUGUAUUAAAGGCGUGUUGCUCGUGUGGAUAACAAAGCUAUGGGAGUGAUAGAAAAAGUAGUUUUGAGGACCGUAUAACUUUUUAGAGUUCUGAAUGGACAUUGCAAAUAAAAUUUUGGGGAAAAAUAUCUGAACCAACUCUUAAUGAAUUCCAAAUGUUUUUAAUUAAGUAAUAUUAAAAGUUACAGUUGCACUUGUUAUGCUGUUGGCUAUUGUUAAUGAAUUGAUGUUGUGAAGGUUACAAUGUUAUAUAAGAGGAAAAUAUGUGAAGAGUUUUAAGAUAGCGAAUUGUUGUGCUGUUAACUAUUUGAAUAAAUAAGGCAUCUUUUGCUAAUUAUCUUAUUUUUACACUCACUGAUGUAUUACCCAAUCUAUGAAAUACAAUUUCUAUAAGCAAAUAGGGAAUUACAUUUUUCGCAUCAAAUUAGAAUAAAACAAUUGUGGGGAGCUCGGCUCCUUGCGUCUACAUAAUUAUAACAAAAAAACUCCCAACGUUCGUCAAACAUGUUGCUCGUGUGGAUAACAAAGCUAUGGGAGUGAUAGAAAAAGUCGUUUUGAGGACCGUAUAACUUUUUAGAGUUCCGAAUGGACAUUGCAAAUUAAAUUUUGGGAAAAAAUGUCUGAACCAAACUCUUAAUGAAUUCCAAAUGUUUUUAAUUAAGUAAUAUUAAAAGUUACAUUUGCACUUGUUAUGCUGUUGGCUAUUGUUAAUGAAUUGAUGUUGUGAAAGUUACAAUGUUAUAUAAGAUGGCGAAUUGUUGUGCUGUUAACUAUUUGAAUAAAUAAGGCAUCUUUUGCUAA
Lethenteron reissneri (Far Eastern brook lamprey) is the source of this 3320-nucleotide messenger RNA. RefSeq names its product cyclin-dependent kinase 4 inhibitor B-like. NCBI's taxonomy places the organism in Eukaryota, Metazoa, Chordata, Hyperoartia, Petromyzontiformes, Petromyzontidae. The record is from RefSeq and is a predicted model, not a curated record. Gene Ontology annotation, molecular function: protein binding. Gene Ontology annotation, cellular component: nucleus.